Erigeron canadensis is the source of this 6170-nucleotide messenger RNA. RefSeq names its product callose synthase 5-like. The coding region runs from base 59 to 5833 and encodes 1924 amino acids. The record is from RefSeq and is a predicted model, not a curated record. Gene Ontology annotation, biological process: (1->3)-beta-D-glucan biosynthetic process. Gene Ontology annotation, molecular function: 1,3-beta-D-glucan synthase activity. NCBI's taxonomy places the organism in Eukaryota, Viridiplantae, Streptophyta, Magnoliopsida, Asterales, Asteraceae. Gene Ontology annotation, cellular component: plasma membrane; 1,3-beta-D-glucan synthase complex. The transcript is spliced from 41 exons.
UAGUGAAUGAGAUUAGAACAAAAAAAAGUAAAGAACAGAGGACAAGAUCAAGUUGAGAAUGGAGUCGCAAUCUACUGAUUCGGGGCCACCAGGGUUGACGAGGUGGGCAUCACAAAGUGUUGCGUCAAUGACGUUUAGUUCAGAAGUGUUUGAUACGGAAGUCGUUCCAUCAUCUUUACAACAAAUUGCUCCUGUCCUUCGUGUUGCCAACGAGAUUCAACGUGAUCAACCUAGAGUUGCUUAUCUAUGUCGAGUUUAUGCAUAUGAGAAAGCGCAAAGCUUGGAUCAAAGCUCAAGUGGUCGUGGUGUUCGACAGUUCAAGACAUCUCUCCUUCAACGUUUAGAGCAGGAAAAUGAAGCAAGUCUUGCAGCUCGUACUAAGAAAACAGAUGCUCGCGAAAUCGAAAGCUUUUACAAACAAUAUUAUGAAAAAUAUGUCAUGGCCCUCGAUCAAGCCGAUAAGACCGAUAGAGCUCAACUUGGGAAAGCAUAUCAAGUGGCAGGAGUGUUGUUUGAUGUUCUGUGUUCGGUUAACAAGAAGUCCAAAAAAGUUGAAGAAGUUCCUGCUGAUAUUAUUGAAUCGGCUAAGGAUGUCGAAGCCAAGCAAGUUCAAUACGCGCCUUAUAACAUUUUGCCCCUUGAUUCUGCUGGAGAGUCCCAAUGUAUUAUGCAGUUUGAUGAAAUUAAGGCAGCAGUGUCUGCUCUUAGGAACACGGAUGGAUUGAAUAUGCCAACCUCAGCUGAUCCACAGCAACCGGGAUCAGGACAGCUGGAUCUUCUUGAUUGGCUGAAGGAAACGUUCGGGUUUCAGAGAGACAAUGUCAGAAACCAGAGGGAGCAUUUAAUCUUGCAAUUAGCUCAUCCUCAAGCAAGGCUUUUGCCUAAGCCCGAUUCUGCUGACAAGCUUGAUGAUCGAGCUGUUGAUGGAGUUUUCACAAAGCUUUUCAAAAAUUACAAAACCUGGUGCAAGUUCUUAGGAAAGAAACACAACUUAAUACUCCCUAAAGAAAAACAAGAUGUUCAACAGAGAAAGCUACUUUAUCUGGGCCUUUAUCUUCUUAUAUGGGGUGAAGCAGCGAACGUACGUUUUAUGCCAGAGUGUUUGUGCUACAUCUUUCACAAUAUGGCAUAUGAAUUGUAUGGCUUGUUAACUGGAAAUGUUAGGGCUGUGACUGGAGAAAAUAUGAAGCCUUCUUAUGGUGGAGAUGAAGAAGCAUUCCUUCGCAAAGUUAUAUAUCCACUUUAUCAAGUCAUAGACCAGGAAACCAAGAGGAGCAGAAAUGGAAAGGCACCUUACUCGGACUGGUGUAAUUAUGAUGAUCUUAAUGAAUAUUUCUGGUCACCUAACUGUUUUUCUUUGGGUUGGCCUAUGCGUAAUGAUGGUGAAUUUUUCAAAUCAACCCGUAAUAUUGCAAAGGGGAAAAUACCAUCCCGUCAGCAAACUGUGAGCAUGCGAAAGUCGUUUUUUGUUGAGACAAGAUCAUUUUGGCAUAACUUUAGAAGUUUUGAUCGAUUGUGGACAUUUCUUAUACUAGUUUUGCAAGUUUUGCUUAUUAUUGCAUGGGAUAAUACUUCAGUGUUAGAGAUCUUUGACAAGCAUGUCUUGUAUAAGAUAUCCAGUAUUUUCAUUACAGCAGCAGUUAUCCGUUUUGUUCAAAGUAUCCUGGACAUAAUUCUGAAUCCCCCUGGCUAUCGCCGAUCGAGGUUCACUGAUUUAAUGAGGCUGUUUCUGAAGAUUGUUGUUAGCUUUGGAUGGUCCAUUGUUCUCCCACUAUGUUAUGCACAACAAGCUGACCCAAAUGCAUUACUCUUUGGGCAACUCAAAAACUAUGUUUCAUUUCUUGAUAAACUGAAAGGCAUCCCUCCGGUAUAUCUUAUGGCCGUGGCUAUAUAUUUGCUUCCAAAUUUACUCUCAGCAGUUUUGUUCAUAUUCCCUAUGCUUCGACGUUGGAUUGAGAAUUCUGAUUGGCUUAUCGUAAGAUUUUUUUUAUGGUGGUCACAGCCCAGGAUAUAUGUGGGGAGAGGAAUGCAUGAAAAUCAGUUUGCCCUUAUAAAAUAUACUCUCUUUUGGGUAGCUCUUCUAUGCUCAAAAUUUGCUUUUAGCUUUUUUAUUCAGAUAAAACCAUUAGUUGAGCCAACCAAAGAUAUUAUGAGAAUUCGCCAAGUUCAGUAUGCUUGGCAUGAGUUCUUCCCUCACGCUAAAAACAACAUUGGAGCUAUUGCUGCACUAUGGACACCCGUUCUAUUGGUUUACUUUAUGGACACUCAAAUAUGGUAUGCGAUUUUUUCAACAUUGUGUGGUGGAGUUAUUGGAGCAUUUGAUCGGCUGGGAGAGAUACGAACUCUGCUCAUGCUAAGGUCUCGGUUCCAGUCCAUACCUGGUGCCUUCAAUGCAAAUUUGGUGCCCACUGAUAGAAUUAAGAAAAAAGGGUUUUCUUUUUCUAAGCAUUUCGUAGAGGUUACACCUAACAAGAGAACCGAAGCUGCAAAAUUUGCUCAGUUGUGGAAUGAAGUUAUAUGUAGUUUCCGUGAGGAAGAUCUCAUAAGUAACAGGAAAGGAUUUUGCUAUUACAGGGAGCUGGACCUGAUGCUAGUUCCGUAUUCUUCAGAUCCUAGUCUUAGAGUAGUUCAGUGGCCCCCAUUUUUGCUAGCUAGCAAGAUCCCAGUGGCGCUUGAUAUGGCAGCUCAGUUUCAAUACAAAGAUGCUGACCUCUGGAAGCGUAUAUGUGCCGAUGAAUACAUGAAGUGUGCUGUGAUCGAAUGCUAUGAAACAUUUAAACAUGUGUUAAAUGCUGUGGUUGUUGGACAAACUGAGCAAAGGAUUAUUGGCAUUAUAAUUAAAGAAGUUGAAAGUAAAAUAUCAAAAAGCACCUUUGUUACCAACUUUAGAAUGACUUCUCUACCUAUUCUCUUCGGCAAAUUCGUGACGCUGGUAGAAAUGCUGAAAAAUGCUGAUGGAUCCAAGCACAACACUGUAGUUUUGUUACUUCAAGAUAUGUUAGAAGUAGUCACGCGUGAUCUGAUGGUCAAUGAAGUUCGGGAAUUGGCAGAACUUGGACAGGACUCUGGAAGGCAGCUUUUUGAAAAGGCUGAGGACUCAAAACCUACUAUCGCCUUUCCUCCUCCAGUUACCUCCCAGUGGGAAGAACAGAUAAAGCGUCUGCACCUCCUUCUCACAGUAAAGGAAUCUGCCAUGGAUGUGCCUAGAAACCUUGAAGCACGACGCAGGAUCAUGUUCUUUACAAAUUCAUUGUUCAUGGACAUGCCACGUGCACCUCGAGUGCGUAAAAUGUUAUCAUUUAGUGUCAUGACCCCUUACUAUAGUGAAGAGACAGUUUAUUCAAAAAGUGACCUUGAUAUGGAGAAUGAAGACGGUAUAUCAAUCAAAUUUUACCUUCGGAAGAUCUUCCCAGAUGAAUGGGAGAAUUUCAUAGAGCGCAUUAACUGUAAAGACGACUCCGAAGCUUUAAAUAGUGAUGAAAACAUUCUACAGCUUCGUCACUGGGUCUCCUUAAGAGGACAGACGCUUUGCAGAACAAUUAGAGGGAUGAUGUACUACAGAAGGGCGUUGAAGCUUCAGGCUUUCCUUGACUUGGCUAAUGAAAAACAAAUGCUAGAAGGCUAUAAAGCUAUCAACAUUCCAUCAGCGGAGCAGAGUCAGAGAUCCUUGUAUGCUCAUUUGGAGGCUCUUGCUGAUCUGAAAUUCACGUAUGUAGCCACAUGUCAAAUAUAUGGUAACCAGAAACGCAGUGGAGAUCGUCGUGCAACAGACAUUUUAAAUUUGAUGGUUAACAAUCCGUCUCUUCGUGUGGCAUACAUUGAUGAAGUUGAGGAAAGAUUAGGAGGAAAAUCACAGAAGGUCUACUACUCGGUGUUAGUUAAAGCUGUAGACAAUCUUGAUCAGGAAAUUUACAGGAUAAGAUUACCUGGCAAUCCAAAAAUAGGAGAAGGCAAGCCUGAGAAUCAGAACCACGCCAUAAUAUUUACAAGAGGGGAAGCUCUUCAGACUAUUGACAUGAAUCAGGACAACUAUUUGGAAGAAGCUUUCAAAAUGAGGAACCUUCUUGAAGAGUUCAAUGAGGAUCAUGGAGUGAGACCCCCAACAAUUUUGGGUGUCCGGGAGCAUAUCUUUACAGGAAGUGUUUCUUCAUUGGCUUGGUUUAUGUCAAAUCAAGAAUCAAGCUUUGUCACCAUAGGUCAACGAGUUCUUGCAAGGCCUUUAAAGGUUCGGUUUCAUUACGGGCAUCCAGAUGUCUUUGAUAGAAUAUUCCACAUCACCCGAGGUGGAAUCAGCAAAGCUUCAAAGGGCGUCAAUCUGAGCGAGGACAUAUUUGCAGGAUUCAACUCAAUACUCAGACGUGGAAAUAUAACUCACCACGAGUAUAUACAAGUUGGGAAGGGGAGAGACGUCGGCCUUAACCAAAUCUCACUUUUUGAAGCAAAAGUGGCAUGUGGUAAUGGCGAGCAGACCUUGAGUCGGGAUAUCUACAGAUUAGGCCACCGCUUUGAUUUUUUCCGCAUGCUUUCUUGUUUCUAUACGACAACGGGCUUCUAUGUCAGCUCUAUGAUGGUAGUCCUUACAGUAUAUGCAUUUUUAUAUGGAAGACUAUACCUCGCUUUGAGUGGAUUAGAAAAGGCAAUCAUGAAAUCGGCAAGCUUAAGAGGAGAUAAAGCUCUGAAAGCAGCCAUGGCUUCUCAAUCUGUAGUUCAACUUGGUCUUUUAAUGGCAUUACCCAUGAUAAUGGAAAUUGGACUAGAAAGGGGAUUCAGAACAGCAUUUGGUGACUUAAUAAUCAUGAACCUUCAACUAUCAGCUGUCUUCUUUACUUUCUCUCUUGGGACAAAACUACAUUAUUUUGGCCGAACAGUUUUGCACGGCGGGGCCAAAUACAGAGCCACUGGGCGUGGUUUCGUGGUUAGACAUGAGAAGUUUGCAGAAAAUUAUAGAAUGUACUCACAAAGCCAUUUUACUAAAGGGAUGGAACUGAUGAUUUUGCUGGUUACAUAUCAUGCGUAUGGCUCAGCAUUUUCAGAUGGUCGCGUAUAUGUGUUCUUAACCAUCUCAAUGUGGUUUUUAGUGGCUUCUUGGUUGUUUGCUCCUUUCCUUUUCAACCCCUCGGGAUUUGAGUGGCAGAAAAUUGUGGAGGACUGGGAUGAUUGGUCAAGAUGGAUCAAUAACCGUGGAGGUAUUGGUGUUCCAGCUACCAAGAGCUGGGAGUCCUGGUGGGGCGAGGAACAGGAGCAUCUCAAAUCCACUGGUUUUAGCGGACGUCUAAUGGAAGUACUUCUAUCUCUCAGAUUUUUUAUCUACCAAUACGGUAUUGUGUAUCAUCUAAAAGUGAUCCAAAAUGAAAAAAGCAUCUUGGUCUAUGCACUGUCUUGGUUUGUAAUCGUUAUAGUUAUAGCCAUCUUGAAGAUUGUAUCCAUGGGUAGAAAGAAGUUCAGUGCAGAUUUCCAGUUGAUGUUUCGGCUUCUUAAACUAUUUCUGUUCAUUGGCUUUACAAUCUUUCUAGUGGUGAUGUUUCAAUUUUCUGGUCUUACCAUCGGUGACUGUUUUGCCAGCUUACUUGCAUUCUUUCCAACCGGAUGGGCAAUCUUGCAGAUAGCACAAGCAUGCAGACCCGUCGUGAAGGGGUUAGGAAUGUGGGGAUCAGUGAAAGCACUUGGCCGAGGAUAUGAGUACCUUGUGGGGGUCAUAAUUUUUACCCCAGUCGCUAUACUUGCAUGGUUCCCCAUGGUCUCUGACUUCCAAACCAGGCUGCUAUUUAACCAGGCUUUCAGCCGAGGUCUGCAGAUCCAACGUAUCCUAGCUGGUGGCAGUAAAAACAAGUAAGCGUUUACUAACACUCGUGGAAGAUCAAAGCUGAAACGUUCAUAUAACCGAGAUUAGUCGCGUGACCUUCAAGAUGAUGAUGUUUCUACACUGGCACUGACACAUGAAGGGUCAAAACUAAAAUGCUCAAUGAUUGACGGACUUGAAGAGGGCCGUCGUGUUUCCUGUCAAUAUUGUGUUCAAAGAGAGGUUUUCAUGUCUGGAUCAUCCAUUUUUUGAACUCGGUUACAUGUUGAGUACAUAUUAACAGUUGACCAUGUACCAUAAGCAUUGUAGUUUGUAACUAAAUGCAACAAAAUGGAUCAAUAAAGUUAUGCUGGUCUACAGCUUCAUAGAA